Messenger RNA from Salarias fasciatus (jewelled blenny), 936 nucleotides. It is a transcript of the gene tnnt2d, whose product is annotated as troponin T2d, cardiac. The transcript has 13 exons. NCBI's taxonomy places the organism in Eukaryota, Metazoa, Chordata, Actinopteri, Blenniiformes, Blenniidae. The record is from RefSeq and is a predicted model, not a curated record. Bases 105 to 845 code for a protein of 246 amino acids. Gene Ontology annotation, biological process: sarcomere organization; cardiac muscle contraction; regulation of muscle contraction. Gene Ontology annotation, cellular component: troponin complex. Gene Ontology annotation, molecular function: tropomyosin binding; troponin C binding; troponin I binding.
AGGGUUGGACUAUGUAUCCUUGAUGCUCAACCUGAGCGUGAGGCUCAAGGAGCUGGAGUCUGUCGGUCGCCCCUGUCCGGCUCGAAGAGCUCAUCCUUGACAAAAUGUCUGACACAGAAGAAGUCGUGGAGGAGGAAGUUCAGGAGGAAGAAGCACAAGAGGAGGCAACAGAUGAAUCAAAGCCCAAACCCAAGUUUAUGUCAAAUAUUACGGCCCCGAAGAUCCCCGAUGGAGACAAGGUGGACUUUGAUGACAUCCACAGGAAGCGUCAGGAGAAGGAUCUGUCUGAGCUGCAGUCUCUGAUCGAGGCUCACUUCAUCCAGAGGAAGAAAGAGGAGGAGGAGCUCAUCGCCCUCGUCAACAGGAUCGAGAAGCGUCGUGCGGAGAGGGCCGAGCAGCAGAGGAUCCGAGCGGAGAGGGAGAAGGAGCGGCAGGCCAGGCUGGCGGAGGAGAAGGAGCGCAAGGAGAUGGAGGAGCAGCGCAAGAAGCACGAUGAAGACGCCAAGAAGAAGAAAGCUCUGUCAAACAUGUCCCAGCAGUACAGCGCUGGACAGAAGAGCGAGAACAGACGAGGAGCCAAGAAACAAACUGAGAGGGAGAAGAAGAAGAAGAUCCUGGCCGAGCGCAGGAAGCCUCUCAACAUCGACCACCUGAACGAGGACAAACUCAAGGAGAAGGCCGGCGAGCUGUGGCAGUGGCUCAUGUCGCUGGAGGCCGAGAAGUUUGACCUCGGCGAGAAACUCAAGAGACAGAAAUACGAUAUUAACCAGCUCCUCGCUCGAGUCCAGGACCACCAGAGCGCCAAAGGCCGCGGGAAGGGCAAAAUGGGCGGCCGGCUGAGGUAAAGCCACGCGGAGAGGGCGUGAAAGCAGCCCGGGGCAGCGGCGGCGGCAGACCCGCCUGGCGACUCGUCUUCAUUGUUCUGUUGUGUUGGGU